AAGUAUUAGGUGGUUUCUGGGAGGGUCUAGAACAGGAGGAGCUCUGUAUUAGUUAGCGUCUGUGUUGUGCAUCGGUAUCGCGUUUUGUGUUGCUCUAUUCGCUUUGCUUCAUUUCUAUUCUUCUGCUCUCUUCUACAUUGUGCUGCGCCUUUCAGGAUGGUGGAACCUGCAUAUACUGUGGCAUCUGACAGUGAAACCUCUGGAGAAGAAAAGUCAUCUACUUUUCCUGAAAUAGCGAUUGGAAUUGACAUUGGUACAUCACAGUGUAGUGUUGCUCUAUGGAAUGGUUCCCAAGUGGAGCUUUUGAGGAACACAAGGAAUCAAAAGAUUAUGAAGUCAUAUGUAACCUUCAAAGACACCAUCCCUUCUUGUGGAGUUAGUAGUCAACUCUCCCAUGAUCAGGAGAUGCUGUCUGGAGCCACAGUUUUCAACAUGAAACGCUUGAUUGGCAGAGUUGAUACUGACCCGGUUGUCCAUGCAAGUAAAAACCUCCCAUUUCUUGUACAGACCUUGGACAUUGGCGUUCGCCCAUUUGUUGCUGCAUUAGUGAACAAUAUGUGGAGAUCUACGACUCCAGAAGAAGUCCUGGCAAUAUUUCUGGUGGAAUUAAGAGCAAUGGUCGAAACUCAGUUGAAACGACCAAUAAGAAAUGUAGUUCUUACAGUUCCAGUUGCAUUCAGUCGAUUUCAGCUAACCCGGAUAGAGCGUGCUUGUGCCAUGGCUGGCCUUCAUGUUCUCAGAUUAAUGCCUGAACCAACAGCUGUGGCUUUGUUAUAUGGACAGCAACAACAGCAGGCUUCUCAAGAAAAUUUGGGCAGCGGAAGUGAGAAAAUUGGUCUCAUUUUCAAUAUGGGUGCUGGUUAUUGCGAUGUUGCUGUCACUGCUACUGCUGGAGGAGUAUCGCAGAUAAAAGCCUUGGCAGGAAGUACCAUUGGUGGUGAAGACUUGCUUCAGAAUAUGAUGCUUCAUCUGUAUCCAGAUUCUCAAGAUCUGUUUAAGAACCGUGGGGUCAAAGAAAUUAAAUGGAUGGGCCUGCUUCGAGUUGCAACCCAGGAUGCCGUUCACCGGCUUUCCUCUCAGACCAGUGUUCAGGUUGAUGUGGACUUGGGAGAUGGUUUGAAGAUAAGCAAGGUUGUUGACCGGGAGGAGUUUGAGGAGGUAAACAGAACGGUGUUUGAGAAAUGUGAAAGCCUUAUCAUCCAGUGUUUGCAAGAUGCCAAGGUAGAAGCUGAGGACGUAAAUGAUGUAAUAAUUGUAGGUGGAUGCUCUUAUAUCCCAAGGGUGAAGAAUCUUGUUACUAACAUAUGUAAAGGAAAGGAACUUUACAAAGGCAUGAAUCCUUUGGAAGCUGCUGUUUGCGGUGCAGCAGUGGAAGGAGCUGUUGCUUCUGGCAUCAAUGAUCCCUUUGGGAACUUGGACUUGUUAACUAUCCAAGCCACACCUCUUGCCGUUGGGAUUCGAGCUGAUGGGAACAACUUUGUCCCUGUAAUUCCGAGGAAUACCACAAUGCCAGCGCGGAAGGAGCUAGUUUUCACAACUGUUCAUGAUAAUCAAAACGAGGCAUUGAUCCUUGUCUAUGAAGGUGAGGGUAAAAAGGCAGAAGAAAACCACUUGUUGGGAUAUUCCAAGAUAGUGGGAAUACCUGAGGCGCCUAAAGGAGUCCCAGAAAUCAACGUGUGCAUGGACAUAGACGCUGCGAACGUGCUAAGAGUUUUAAUUGGUGUCGUGAUGCCUGGUUCUCGCCAACCUGCAAUUCCUGUUAUGGAAGUAAGGAUGCCAACGGUAGAUGAUGGGCAUGGUUGGUGCGCUGAGGCGCUAAAUAGAACCUAUGGUGCUAACCUAGAUUUGGUUACCCUCCACAACAAAGCAUAAAGUGAUACACAACAUCUUUGUACUUUUUUUUUUUUUCUAGUGUUGUUUUCUUGUGGUUGUUUCCGCAAUACAAGUUGAUGUACAUGACAUGUCAGAUGUUUGUAAUGUUUAUCUCAAAUAAUGAAAAUAGUAUAUGCC
Molecule: messenger RNA, 2010 nt
Organism: Abrus precatorius (Indian licorice)
Lineage: Eukaryota; Viridiplantae; Streptophyta; Magnoliopsida; Fabales; Fabaceae
Product: heat shock 70 kDa protein 8
Exons: 2
Coding region: 157-1872 (571 amino acids)
Biological process (GO): protein refolding; cellular response to unfolded protein
Cellular component (GO): cytoplasm
Molecular function (GO): heat shock protein binding; ATP-dependent protein folding chaperone; misfolded protein binding
Source: RefSeq, a predicted model, not a curated record